Molecule: messenger RNA, 501 nt
Organism: Cladophialophora psammophila CBS 110553
Lineage: Eukaryota; Fungi; Ascomycota; Eurotiomycetes; Chaetothyriales; Herpotrichiellaceae
Exons: 2
Coding region: 1-501 (166 amino acids)
Molecular function (GO): acetylpyruvate hydrolase activity
Source: RefSeq, a predicted model, not a curated record
AUGGAUGACCUGCAAACCUUUAUACACUUUAGUAUCGCAGAUUAUAAGCACGAACCUGAAAUCCAGGCCUUGUACGCUUCGAUGCAAGUAAUCCACCUGACACCGAGAGACCGCCCACCACAAGCGCUAAUUGCUCCCUUUGUAGGACCAGCUCUAGUCCCCCAGUCUCUGGUUCCCACUCCCUCCUUCUUCCACAUCCGGGGCAUUAGAAACGACAAAGUUGUUCAAGACUGUCCCCUGACGGAUUUGAUUUACGAUGUCCCACGACUGAUUGUCUUUCUCACCGAGGGAACCCCGCUUCCACCAGGCACGGUCAUUCUCACAGGAACACCUCCUGGAGCAGGUGUGGCGAAGAAAGCCAGGCCGGGCUAUCUCGUUAUUGACUCUGCUGAUGUCUUUGUCGAACUUACAGGAUCAAUACUGAAGCAGCGAAGAAGAUGUACAAGCACAUACCAAACCCCAACCUCCAUGAGUCUGCAGAGCCCAGAGACCUCGCGAUAA